AUGUCUGAUUCCGAAGAAGAACAAGUUGAUUUGACUUCCAAGUUUGGAUUGGGCGAUGCGUCCGAUUCUGGAGAUGAAAGUGGAAGUGGAAGCUCGGAUGAAGAGCCAACUCAAUAUCAAGAUGAGAUUAUCUACUCUGAUGAAGAAGAUGAUAAUGAUGAUGCAGAGGAAGAAGAAGACAACAAGAAGAAAGAGAAAGCAUCUAAUCCAGAAGAUCAGAAAAUGCCAAACUUGGAAUUAUCUGAUGACGAAAAUGACGACAACCUUAACGAUUUGAUCUCCACAAACCUCCUACCACUGGCAAAGAAGGCUAAAAGCGGUACUUUCCAAAGUUUUGGUUUAUCAAAGAAGAUACUUCACAACAUUGGUAAAAAAGGUUAUAAGCAACCCACUCCUAUCCAAAGAAAGUCUAUCCCAUUCAUCAUUUCCGGUAGAGAUAUUGUUGGUAUGGCAAGAACGGGGUCUGGUAAAACCGCUGCAUUUUUAUUACCAAUUAUUGAAAAAUUGAAAACCCAUUCCGCCAAAGUGGGUACUAGAUGUGUUAUUUUGUCACCAAACAGAGAAUUGGCUUUGCAAACAUUUAAAUCCUUCAAGGAUUUUUCUAAAGGUACUGGUUUAAGAGCUAUUGUGUUAGUUGGUGGUGAUUCUUUGGAAGAUCAAUUUAGCUCUAUGUUGCAGAACCCGGAUGUCAUUAUUGCCACCCCUGGUAGAUUUUUGCAUUUAAGAACCGAAAUGUCAUUGGAUUUGAAGUCGGUUCAGUACAUUGUUUUCGAUGAGGCUGAUCAGUUGUUUGAAGUUUCCUUCGAAGAGCAAUUGAACGAAUUGAUCGCCUCUUUAUCACCAAACAAACAAGCUAUAUUGUUCAGUGCCACAUUACCAAAGACCUUGGUGAAUUUUGCCAAAAUUGGUCUUAAUAAUCCAGUUUUAAUCAGAUUGGAUUCAGAAACUAAAAUCUCUGACCAGUUGGAAAUGUGCUUUGUCAGUGCUAAACAGGCUGAAAGAGAAGCAAAUCUAUUGUACAUUAUCCAGGAAGUUAUCAAGAUGCCACAGUCCACACCAGAGCUAAUAGCCAAGCUUGAUGAAUUCAAGGAUACUAGAAGUCUUUCCGAUAGUGAUAGUGAAGAUGAUGAAGCCGAUGAUAAAGGUAAGAAAAAGAAGUACAAAAAGAAGAAGUUUAACAAGGAUAUCAAGUUUGCCAAGGCUAAUGAGCUUGUGUCACCAAACGCUACAAUUGUUUUCGUUCCAACUAGACAUCACGUUGAGUAUAUCAAAAACUUUCUUACUCAAGCGGGCCAUGCAUGCUCGUAUAUCUAUGGUUCUUUAGACCAACGUGCAAGAAGAAGACAAUUAUUCAAUUUCAAAGCGGCCAUUACUUCAUUAUUGGUUGUCACUGAUGUUGCGGCUAGAGGUAUUGAUAUUCCAUUAUUGAAAUAUGUUAUCAAUUAUACAUUGCCUGCUUCCUCAAAGUUGUUUGUCCAUAGAGUUGGUAGAACUGCCAGAGCUGGUAACACCGGUUUCGCUUACAGUAUUGUCACCCCAAAUGAAGUUCCUUCUUUAGUUGAAAUGGAAUUAUUCUUAGGAAGAAAGAUUUUGUUGACCGGUAUGCACAAUAAGAAGAAGGAAUUAUUGAAGCAAAAAUGUGAAGAGGAAGGGGUCGAAUAUACUGAACCAAAGGUUUCUUAUUCUGAUAGAUUGGUGUUAGGGUCUGCCCCAAGAAGACACCUUGAAACUAUGAUGGAAUUCAGUAAUGCGCUAUUAAAAGAUUAUGAAUUACAAGUGAUCAAGAAGGUUGCAGAAAAGGCAGAAAAGUUGUACUACAAGUCUAAAGCAAAAGUUACUUCUGUCGAAUCUUUGAAAAGAUCUAAGGAAUUACUCAAAAGUGGCUGGGAUGAACAGAACUUGUUGUUUGGAGAUGACGAAGAAAAGGAAAAAGAGAGUUUCUUACUCAAGUUGCAAAACAGAAGGAAUAAGGAAACCGUCUUUGAAUUCAAUAAGAAAAAUGAAAAAAUGAUUGAAUUCAUGAACAAAAGAAGAAGACAAAUUGCAUCAAUCCAGCAGUAUGCCAAGGAAAGAGAUGAAUUGCUUGAAAAGGAAAGACUUGCUGGAUUAAGUCAUUCUUUGCAAGACGAAGUUCUUAAAGGUGACAAUUAUGAAGUUGGUUUCAAUAUCGUUGCAUCAGAGGGAGAAAUUAAAGAUGCUUUUGAAAAUGCCGAUGAUAUUAUUGAAAGUGAAAAGAAUUCUAAAAAGAAAAAGAAGAGACCACAAUCUUACAAGGAUCCAACCUUCUUUAUGUCUCAUUAUGCUCCUACUUCUGAUAUCCAGGAUAAGCAAUAUGAUAUUCCUACCUCUUAUGCUAAUGAUGCACAAAAGGCUACUUUUGAUCUUGCUGGUGAUGAUAAUGUUCAAGUUCAUAAACAGACCCAAGUCAUGCAAUGGAGUAAAUCGAAGAAGAACUACGUUAACUCCAGAUCCACAGAUGAGAAAUUCAUCAUUGGUGAGAGUGGUCAACGUAUUCCUGCAAGUUAUAAAUCUGGUAGAUUUGAAGCUUGGAAAAAUGACAACAGGAUUUCUUCAAUGAGUUUGAAGGUUGGUGCCAAGGAAAGCCAAGCAGCUAGCAGUGGUGGCCAAAGAUUCAAGCAUAAGCAGAAUAAGGCGCCAAGAGCCCCAGACAGAUUCAGAGAUGAUUAUCAUAAGCAAAAGAAGAAGGUCGAAGCUGCUCUUGACAAGGGUAUGAAUGUUAAAGGUUUCAAAGCAGCUGGGCGUGCCAGUACAAAUGAAAUUAGAAGUACCGAAAAUAUUAGAAAAGAAAGAGCUCAGAAACAACAAAGAAGAGAGAAGAAUGGUCGCCCUAGUAAAAAAAGAAAAUUUUAA
Messenger RNA from Saccharomycopsis crataegensis, 2871 nucleotides. RefSeq names its product ATP-dependent RNA helicase DBP10 (gene DBP10). Lineage: Eukaryota; Fungi; Ascomycota; Saccharomycetes; Ascoideales; Saccharomycopsidaceae. Gene Ontology annotation, cellular component: nucleus. Bases 1 to 2871 code for a protein of 956 amino acids. Gene Ontology annotation, molecular function: ATP binding; RNA helicase activity; RNA binding. The transcript has a single exon. The record is from RefSeq and is a predicted model, not a curated record.